Messenger RNA from Pararge aegeria (speckled wood butterfly), 5981 nucleotides. RefSeq names its product partitioning defective 3 homolog (gene baz). Bases 414 to 3743 code for a protein of 1109 amino acids. Gene Ontology annotation, cellular component: apical plasma membrane; cell cortex; apical junction complex. The transcript is spliced from 20 exons. NCBI's taxonomy places the organism in Eukaryota, Metazoa, Arthropoda, Insecta, Lepidoptera, Nymphalidae. Gene Ontology annotation, biological process: establishment of cell polarity; cell adhesion; establishment or maintenance of epithelial cell apical/basal polarity. The record is from RefSeq and is a predicted model, not a curated record. Gene Ontology annotation, molecular function: phosphatidylinositol binding; protein binding.
UACAAACUUCCAAACGAAUUCUUAUUCAUACUCCUCGCUAUGACCGUUGCUGUCGCUAAUCGUGCGCCCGAGCCCGUAUUUCGCGUAAUCUUAUCGAAAUGUGCUCAAUGUUGAAUGCCAUUACUAUACUCUACUCGUAUUGAUAGAUACAAAAUAAACGGCGAUCAAAUCUAGUGCGACCAGCCGCUGUACCCGGCGCUAUGAAAACGCACGACGAAACCGGUGGUUUUGUCCUUUUUGUUUCAACGGUGCUUUGUAAGCGGCUACGGCAUAGGGCUACCUUUGCCAUGUGCGUCAGAUAGUGUUGUGCUCCUAUUAGUUUUUGGACAAACUAAUAUGCUAGCUGGUGGAAUCUUACUGUGCUUAUAUUGUGUGGUGAGCGCAGUGUUUGGUGAAUCAUAAGUGGCGUUAACAUGAAGGUGACGGUGUGUUUUGGUUCCGUACGAGUGUUGGUACCUUGCGGCGCUGGCGACCUGUUGGUCAGGGACCUCGUACGGGAAGCUACUCACCGAUACAAGAAAGCUACCGGGCAGGGUCCGGAGACAUGGGUCGGCGUGCGGGCACUACGCGCCAGCUCCGGCGGUAUCUUAGACCCCGACGACCGCGUGCGCGACGUGGCGGAUGACCGCGAGACUCUGACGGCAGAGUGCACGAACCAAGCGCCCACAAGACCUGCACCAGCAGAUGGCGCCAGCGGAUCCUCUGCCGGCACCGCCUCCCCCGAUAUGUUUCGAGGGGGUGGCGGCGUCGGUGGCAGCAUGCGAGUGCCGAACUCGGACUCUUGCGUGGAGGUGGGCGCCGCAGACCUGGAGGAUGGAGCCAACGGGCUGCAGGUGCGGCGAGGGAGCGAGCCUACGUUGCAUCAAGACACGUUACCGCCGCAGAGACAGGUAACUGACCAGACGAAGCGAUGGUCAGCGGCGGUGGUAUGCCGAGACGACGGGGUGAGCAGCCGAGUGACGCACAAAGUGCACCCUCUUGACGGCCGCCCGCCAGACCCGACACCCGACCGACACGGCCAACACUUCCAAAGACAAUCCAACCGUUUGUCAAUGCAGUUUUCUGGACCAGGGAGUGGAGUGUGGUUAGAUGCUGCUGAUAAAGUCCAAAUAUACGGCAGUAAAAGUCUUCCUAGAGAUGCAAGAAAAGAACCUUUAGGGCAAGAUACUCCAUCUAUGAAUGGCCAAAACCGGGUGGAAGAAACGCUGCGAUGGGUAUCAGGAGUCAAUAAUGUGGCAAACGUACAGCCAGUGCAAGAAAGGCAGCUUGAUUUAUUUCCCACAGGUAAUAGUGAAAGGGCGAUAUCAAGCAUGGAGGUGCCAGUCAGUCCCAGCAGUAAACCAAUAACGGGCGCCAUGCAAACUGUUCCGGUGACGCUGGUAAAGGGAGAGAAGGGUCUGGGCUUCACCAUCACCACGAGGGACAACCCCACCGGAGGACAUUGUCCUAUUUACAUUAAGAAUAUUUUGCCAAAGGGUGCUGCAGUGACAGAUGGUCGGUUACGUGCUGGAGACCGAUUGGUGUCCGUCAACAAGGUGCCAGUCGCGGGGCUCACUCAACAGCAAGUGGUCACGCUACUCCGAAAUACUCCCACGGACGCGGCGGUCGACAUAGUCGUCGAACGCAUACAUCCGCACCGGACGCAGAGGGUAGAACCUCAACAGAGUCCGACCAAGUACGUAGAAAAGUCCAUCGGAUCGGCGCCCAUCAUACAAGCUAAGCCAAUAGAAACCAACAAAAACGAGAACGGCCGCGUGUCGAAUAUGGUGAACGCUAUCAACCAGAAUAACCCCACUUCCAACAGUUCUGUGAGGGGACGGAUACCAAAGAGCUCGUCGAAAGAUGACCUGCUAAAGGACCAGUCGAUCGACACAGCGAUACAGGAAGCUUUAAAUUCAUCGUCGAGUUCGCUGCUAGGUCUCCGGAAUCGCUUGAUCAUGAGGCUAGACGUGCCAGUCUACGACUCAGAAAAGGCCGGGCUCGGAAUUAGUGUGAAGGGAAAAGUGACUGUUGGGCCGGAUCCACAUGACUUGGGCAUCUUCAUCAAAUCGGUGCUGCAUGGAGGUGCCGCGUCCAGAGAUGGGAGGUUACACACAAACGACCAGCUGCUAAGUGUGAACGGUGUAUCACUUGUGGGGCAAUCAAACGCUGAGGCAAUGGAGACUUUAAGGCGAGCGUUACUGCAUUCUAAGCCCAAUGUUCACGGCAGCAUAUCCUUAACAAUAGCGAGGAGGACUGAUAGUAUGGAUAGCUUAGCAAGAUGGAAAGAUGAUACUCCACCAAACGGAAACGAUACGACAAACUCUAACGAAAACAGUAACUCGCAGAAUUUCAACACUGUCAUAUAUAACACAACCCACGACAAAGAAAACAAACCGCUAGAUAAUUACAACCAAAAACUUGAGGCUAACCAAAAAGAUGGUUUUGACAACCACGAAGUGAGAAGUACGAAAAAACAUGCGUCAAUAAUCACGAUAAACAACAACAACAGUUGGGUUUCCAACCAAUCGGACGACAGUAAAGGAUAUUUAGAAAGGGACAAAGAUACGAUUCCCCAUGACAGUAAAAGAGAUAGCUUCGAAUGGAGUCGACUCGAUGGAUGGAAUCCAGUGAUCGAUCGGUUGACUGGUCUUCGAAAUGAAAGUUAUUAUAUGGCGACUCAGUUGGACGUUCCAGUUGCAAACGGGCACCAUUACAGACCUAAUUUGGGACAUGUGCAUAUGGCUCGGUCGCCUCCCGCUCAUCACAAUGUAAUUAUUGAAGAGGACUAUGGAACGAGGGGUAGCACAGCGGGUGAAUCCGGCAGUGAGAGCGGCGGGGGUGCAUUCAGCAGAGACGCGGUGGGGCGGCGCUCGAUGUCAGAGAAGAGACAUGCGGCGCUAGAUGCGCGCGCGACUGGCACUUAUCGCAAGAUCAAGGAGACCAAAGCUAUAAAUGCGAUGCAAGUCGGACCAGCGCUGGGAAUGCGGAAAUCAUCAAGCUUAGAAUCUCUUCAAACCGCCAUCCAGGAAACUCAAAGGAAACCGAUCCGGAACGAACCAAUAUACGCGAGGGCUCACCCACCUUUAAAGCACUGGCUGACGGAUGACAACACUGCGCCCGAAAUUGUACGAGGCUCCCCGCAACAGUCUUCACUCUCACACAAAAAGCCUUCGCUACUCAAAUCUUUGUCUACUAUGUUCAGAAUCGGCAAGCCGAGUAACAAAAAGACCGAGUCCGAUUUGUACGGACGCUCGCAGCCGGGGAGGUCGUCCGAGAAGUCGAUAUCGCGAGACGUAUUGGAGAGACACAGCAGAAUCGACGAGCGGAUAGAAGAGUCAGAGCCCGCACUGCCCGCCAGGGAGGAGAAUCGAUCACAGAGACAAGGCAGCUCGGAGAGAAAUUCGCGAUCGGAGAGAAGAAGUGGACCGCGCUCGCACGGACGCACUGCACCCGCACCUCAGGCAAUGGACAGCGCCUGGGGUCCAACCGGACAUUAUGUUAAUUAUGAGGAGAUCCAACAAAAUCUCAAUGAUGUGUACAGUGCCCGUCGCGAGAAGCUGAGUGAGGUGCAGAUCGGCCAAGUACGGCGCGGUGUGCAUCGGGAACCAACGCAAAUCGAUGACAGCCGUCGAGUGGGCGCGGCUGGCUACCAUUCCCAGCGAUCAUGCAAGGAGAGCGGAAUACGUCCCCAGUCUAACUACUACGAGUAUGAGAGCGCACCACCACCUCGCAGGCCCGGCAAACUGUCCCACUACCACUGAAGACUGGCAAUCGGUAAUCACUAUCGAUAUUAUCCUCCAUACAGAUGAGCUCGAGUGCUGCGACUGUAAAGAUUCCAAACGCCUCAUUAUUGAUAUCGUUUUGUGAAAACAACCAGAAUAUUAUUAAUAUUAGCAAUAGAAAAGUCCCACUCGGUAGUUGUUCAUUCUCCAAAAUGCUUGAGAGCUCCAGCUAUGGUCUGUAGGGAUUCCUGACUCCUCACAGAAGAUUUUUGGUGAUAAGAAAUAUUUCUAGACUUAUGGUAGGUAACGUGUAGCAUUCAAAUAAUUGUUUUGUGAAAGCAACCAGUUUUCCCAGUGAUUCCCACAGUUUGUUGUUAAUUUUGUAUUUGGCAAAUUUAAUGUGGUUAAAUUAAUUAUUAUUGACAUGUAAAAUUGACAAUAAUAAUUAAUUUAACCACACAUUGGUAAAGGAUGAAUGCAAUUUUAUCGUAGCUAUACUAUUUAAACAUUUAAAUGUGCUCGAGUAUCUCUAACGCGUGAACCGAUAAACCCCACUUCCCUGCGAGUUUCCCGCCGUAUGUUCUUUAUUGUGUAAAUACGAGCGCUACCCAACUGUAUGAUUACUAAACAACGGCAUUUUGCUGUACUGUGAAAGUGUAAUAAUUCGUCAAUAAUAUGUUAUAAAGGUACCCACAUUUUGUAAUAAAAUACAUACGUAACUUAUUCAUUAGAAAUACCCUUACAAUCAAUUCUAUUCAACAUUUUAUUAGUUAAGUUUUAUUAGUCAUGCAAAUAAAAUAUAUUACGCUCCGUAUUAUGUAGCCUUCAUUUGACAUUAGUAAUCGUUUACAUCAAUAGGGUUAUUUAUACAUCUGUGAUUCAACUGCCUUUGAUUAGACCUAACUCAUUAACCGUCCUUUCAUAAAAUAAUUCGAAGUUAUAUUUAGAUAAAUUAUUAAUAUUUUAAUAGACUGGUAAGAAUUCCAUAAACAGUAAAGGUUGGUUUGGAGCAAGGCAGGCAUUAGGCAGUCAGGUGCUAUGAAAUGAUAAAAAGAACCUCCUCUGAUAUAAAUUAUUAAAUAAAUCGGAGAAGGCAGUUCUUUUACUUUUGUAAUAACUGCAAAUCUCCGGAUUCAGGCAAUACUACAGUUUGUUGUUUUCCGGGAAAAAAAAUAAUUUCUAUAACACCUAGCAUACCUAUUACCAUACGAGUAUGUAUGGUCGUAAUGACUUGGCGAGACAAAGCUUUGAAUCUUAUAGUUAGUUUCCUUACUAAAUUAAUGCGUACCACUUCGCGUUUUUUUAAUGAUGAAAUUGGAAACACGAAUCCCAAAUCGGUUGAUACGUCGGUUAGGUACGCAUUCGGCGCUAAAGGCUACAUUCUAUACUUACUUUUUUCGGUGUUAAUGUAUACUUAACCGAUACGUUAUAUAAGGCAUUAAAACAGCUCUAUCCAUCGUCUAUUUUACUCUUCUGGAAUUUGAAAAGAUAAUUUUGGAUAGGGUGUUUAGAAAAUAUUCAAUUUAGUUUCGCCUUCACCUUUGUACUAUCGAAACGUAUGAAUGGUUAUGUUCGAAAUAAUACAAUUAUAUUUGCAAUGCAUAAUUUAUUCUCAUGUUGUGCCAUUGCUAUGAUGAUUGAUGGGUUACAUUGACACUUUUAUUUCUUUUAUCUUGGUGUUUCUACUAUUGACUAUGUUUUAUAUAUUAUUAUUAAAUAUUAUAUUUUUUUUGGUAUGUGGAACAUAAAUGCUAAAGUUGGCAAAUAAGAGAAAAGAUAACCGGGCAGUCUUUUUUCCCUCUCACGCAAAUUAAAAAAAAACCAUAGUUUGUUAUCUUUGUUUAGACUAAACUGAUCUAAAAAUGGUUAGGUAAGUUUUUCAAUCAAGGAGCACUGAGAUAAGAAAGACCCUUCUGUUAAACCUUAAAGUUUAGUUUAGAUUUUGUUAAAACUUAAACUGAAAAAGCACCAAUGUAAUGCAUCAUGGAAUGGACUUUUAGUAGGUUCAUAAUAAUUUGGCUAUAAAGAUUAAACUUAACAUCCUCAUAAAGAGUUGUAUACGACUCAAACUCGUUUCUGCCAUAACAUAUUAAUAUGUACGUAUUGAUAAAUAAAUAAUUGGCAGUAUAUGAGGAAAAUUACGCAAAGAAUUAAGAUAAGGUAUUAAAAACCAAUUGGCAAAAAUAUUUCAUGAUACAAACGGAAGAAUUGUUCAGUUUUAUAAUUUAUGGUUAACCCAAAAACUUCUGUAAGUAUUUAUUUUUAUGGUUCUCAAAA